GAAACUGCUUUAAAGCGCUCCGUUUAUGCAGAACCGAAACCUGAACCGGCUUUCAGUGGAAACGUCGAACAGGUCCCGACAUUUCUGGAGGCUGAACCGAAACGGCAGAAGCAGGAAGUCCACUCACGCGACUUCACGCGCAGCGGAGGACACGCCGCUCCCGGGAACAUGGCGAGAAGCACGAACGGAGACAGCCUGAAGCAGCUGAACCACAACGGGCUGAAAUGGGACGACUCCGGGAAGAACGGAUACCACAAAAAACCCGCCGAGCAGAAGCACGGUGCGGGGAAUGGCGUCGCCUCCAGGCAGAACAAACAGGAGUCUUUUGAACAGGCGCCCAUGUAUGUGGCUGUCUGUACCUACAUGGGCUUUGGCAUCGUCACCCUGUUCGGUUACUUCAGAGACUUCCUCAGAGCCGUGGGUUUGGAGAAAUGCAACCUUGCCCAGGAAAGAGAGGAGCAGAAGGAUUUUGUUCCUCUUUAUCAAGAUUUUGAAAACUUUUACACUCGAAAUCUGUACAUGAGGGUAAGGGACAACUGGAACCGACCCAUCUGCAGCCUGCCCGGGCCCGUCUUCGACCUGAUGGAGAGAGUGUCCGACGACUACAACUGGACCUUCAGGUUUACUGGAAGGACAAUCCCCAACGUCAUCAACAUGGGCUCCUACAACUACCUUGGUUUUGCUGAGAACAACGCAGAUUUCCUUAAAACGGUGGCAGACAAAGUGCAGCAGUAUGGAGCUGGUGUGUGCAGUACACGACAGGAAAUUGGUAAUCUGAGCAUCCAUGAGGAGCUGGAGCAGCUAGUGGCCAAUUUCUUGGGAGUGGAGUCGGCCAUGACUUUCGGGAUGGGUUUUGCCACCAAUUCAAUGAACAUCCCUGCACUAGUUGGAAAGGGUUGUUUGAUAUUAAGUGACGAGCUGAAUCACACGUCUCUCAUUUUGGGGGCCAGACUGUCUGGAGCAACGAUCAGAGUGUUCAAACACAACAACAUGCACAGCUUGGAAAAGAUGCUAAAAGAGGCUAUAUGCUGUGGGCAGCCCCGGACCCACAGAGCCUGGAGAAAGAUCCUCAUCAUGGUGGAAGGCAUCUAUAGCAUGGAAGGCUCAGUGGUGCGGCUCCCUGAAGUCAUCGCCCUGAAGAAGAAGUAUAAGGCGCACCUGUACCUGGACGAGGCUCACAGUAUUGGAGCUGUGGGGGCCACGGGGAGGGGAGUGACUGAGCUGUUUAAUGUGAACCCGGCUGAUGUGGACGUGAUGAUGGGGACUUUCACAAAGAGCUUCGGGGCUUCUGGAGGCUACAUCGCAGGAAAAAAGGAGCUGGUGGAUUACCUGCGCUGUCAUUCUCACAGCGCUGUUUACGCUUCGGCAAUGUCGCCUCCCGUUACGGAGCAGAUCAUACGGGCCAUCAAGUGCAUCAUGGGAAAAGAUGGAACAACAGAGGGAAUUAGACGGAUCCGCCAACUGGCAGAGAACACCAGGUACUUCCGAGCCAGGCUGAAGGAGAUGGGCUUCAUCAUUUACGGCAAUGAUGACUCACCUGUUGUUCCGGUCCUGCUCUACAUGCCGGGCAAAGUGGUAGCUUUUGCCAGAGAAAUGCUGCAGAGGAAGAUCGGUGUGGUGGUGGUCGGCUUUCCAGCCACGCCCAUAACAGAGGCCCGGGCUCGCUUCUGUGUGUCUGCAGCACACACCAGAGCCAUGCUCAACCAGGUGCUGCACCAUCUGAAUGAAGUGGGAGACCUUCUGUGUCUCAAAUUCUCUCGGCGGAAACGUCCUUCUUCGUGUAGCCUCAGUGAAGAAACAGAUGUCGGGCUGGACAGCUGAUGCAUCUUUCUAGCAGUUUAACAUUUCAGUGUCAAAACCUUUGACUGUACAUGAGAACUGGACUGAGUAACCCCUCCCUGCUGAUGUUAAAUAGGAAGUACUCACUGGCUCCAAGAAGCCAAAAUCCCAUAGACUGUUACUCAGUCAUUCUAUUGGUCUGAAUAACAAUUCUUACUCCUCUUUUUUAUACUUUUUUCUAAAUUACAAGUUAUUAAAGUUAUAAACUGACCAAUUGGAUUCCCUUAAGAAAAAUAGGUGGAGCCUGCUGGCCCCCACGUCGAAGGUUCAAAAUAUUUGAUAGAUUUUGUAUUUCAAAUGGAAGGGGUGUGGCCUUCCAACAGGAUCACUUCAGAGUCGUUACCAUAGAAACUCAAACAGACUUGGACCAUUCACUCCUUUCUGACAACAUUUGGCUCCAACAUGGAGGUGUACAUAUCCUGAAAACAUGGCGACUCAAUUGACUUUUCUAUGGAUGACAUCACACUCACUCAGUCCAGGUUUCAUGUACAGUCGAAGGUCAAAACUAGUUUUUUUUACAGCACUGCUGGCACACAAAUGUGAGGCUUCGGCGAGUAUCUGCAUCCCUUUGAGAUGCAGCAACCAGAUGUGAGGCAGAUGCUUUUAUAAGUUUGUAAAUUCUUUCUGAUUCUGGUUAAUUGUUGUUGCUAUUCAUCACAAACCCAAUGGACUCGUUUAAUAUGUGCACAUUUGUGGAAAAAUUGUCAAACAAUCAGAAAUAAUCUGGUUUAAGCCUCA
Molecule: messenger RNA, 2577 nt
Organism: Oryzias melastigma (Indian medaka)
Lineage: Eukaryota; Metazoa; Chordata; Actinopteri; Beloniformes; Adrianichthyidae
Gene: sptlc3
Product: serine palmitoyltransferase, long chain base subunit 3
Exons: 12
Coding region: 169-1821 (550 amino acids)
Biological process (GO): ceramide biosynthetic process; sphingosine biosynthetic process
Cellular component (GO): serine palmitoyltransferase complex
Molecular function (GO): serine C-palmitoyltransferase activity; pyridoxal phosphate binding
Source: RefSeq, a predicted model, not a curated record